CGCUCACCACCAGACGCUCGCGUACCACGUCGUCGUUCUCGCUCGUGGCGUCGCCGUGUACAACAGAUGGAACGCGCUGAACGUCAGCGUGUUUUGCAUGCAGGAAACCACGGCCAACACUGGAAGCGCAGACGAUUGUGCGAAUGGGUCAAGAAGACACGCAGUGCUAAUGCGUCACCACUGCGUCAACAAAUUAAGCCCAACGCUAAUGACCCUAGCAAAGUUCCGGACAAUCGUCAGCAACGAACACGAAGUGCCACGCCUGUUCGUUCCGCAGAUGCUGAUAGCUCAGAACCGUGGCAGGUACCAAUCAAGAAAGAAGAUGCGCCAGCUUCCGGUGGUGUUGAUGGUGGUGGGAAGCUGAAGUUUCAGGUGCAGCUGGCACACGGCAGUCCAACUGGGAUUAUUGGAAAUUUUAAAAGUAUCGCUCAGCUCUAUCAGGUCGUAAGCUAG
Gongylonema pulchrum is the source of this 453-nucleotide messenger RNA. The record is from the annotation of a GenBank genome assembly. Lineage: Eukaryota; Metazoa; Nematoda; Chromadorea; Rhabditida; Gongylonematidae.